GCCGGAAAAAUUUGUUUCAGACUGAAAGAAUUCGCCGGGGCUCCGUGUUUCUGGCGGAGCGCUGCUUAGAAGGCAACGCUAGGACAGCACGGAGACAAAGAGGAGGGAAAGGAACGAUCCAAUUCCUCGCGAGCAAGGCGAAGGAGAUGGAAAGGCGUGAGAGGAAGAGGCCUCGACCCACCUGGGACGUCCUCCCUUCUCCCCCUUCUCAGGCUCGUCGGGAAGCUGAGGGUGUCAGCCGUUUGGUAGAGCACGGGGAGAGGGGCAGGGUGGAUUGCCGGUUGGCUGUGGCAGAUGCGGGCUCUUCCAGGGCAUCGCCUCCUAUGCGGGAUGAUGAUCGAGAGGGACAUUAUGUGUUUGAUCUUGGAGAGAACUUAACGCCCAGAUAUAAAAUACUGAGCAAGAUUGGUGAAGGCACCUUCGGUCGUGUUCUAGAAUGCUGGGAUCGUGAAGCACGAGAGUAUGUGGCAAUCAAGGUAGUGAGAAGCAUACGUAAAUAUCGUGAUGCUGCUAUGGUGGAAAUUGAUGUCCUUAACCGGCUUACAAAGAACGAUAUCACUGGAUUACACUGCGUACGAAUUCGUAAUUGGUUUGAUUACCGCAAUCAUAUCUGUAUUGUGUGUGAAAAGCUUGGGCCCAGCUUAUUUGAUUUUCUACGGAGAAAUAAAUACAGCCCCUUUCCUGUUGAUCUAGUUCGAGAGUUUGGGCGUCAGCUACUCGAAUCUGUUGCAUAUAUUCAUGAUCUACACCUAAUUCACACCGAUCUGAAGCCAGAAAACAUACUUCUUGUGUCCUCUGAGUAUGUGAAGCUUCCAUGCAGAAAGGUAUUUCAUGUUAUAAGUUCUUCAAGACCCCUGCAGAAUUCACAGGGUGAGAUGCAUUUUAAGUACUUGCCAAAGUCGAGUGCCAUAAAGUUGAUAGAUUUUGGUAGCACAACCUUUGAGAAUGAGGCUCAUAGCUCUGUUGUUUCAACAAGGCAUUACCGUGCACCUGAGGUUAUUCUAGGCUUGGGAUGGACUUAUCCAUGUGAUAUCUGGAGCGUGGGCUGCAUACUCGUUGAACUUUGCUCAGGGGAGACACUGUUUCAAACUCAUGAGAAUUUGGAGCAUUUGGCUAUGAUGGAGAGAGUUUUGGGUCCCUUGCCUGUGCAGAUGGUUAGGAAAGCUAGUCAAUCUGCUGAGAAAUAUUUUCGAAGAGGGACAAGGUUGAACUGGCCAGAGGGAGCAGUUUCUAGAGAGAGCAUCCGAGCAGUCAGGAAACUUGACAGACUGAAGAAUCUGAUAUGCCAGCAUGUGGAUCACUCUGGUGGAGUGCUGACAGACUUAUUACAAGGUCUCCUGGCAUUUGACCCAGCUGAGCGACUGACAGCUCAUGAAGCGCUGAACCAUCCGUUCUUUAAGGGCACUACAUGAGAAAUAAUGUGGUGAUGGAUCUGUGAACAAUCACAAAUUCAGUGAAAAUCACGACGGUCACUCGAUCUUGUCGAAUCUCUUGAUGCAGGCAUUUGUUCUGCUGCAACCAGUUGCUCUUGCACAGGUAGUUGGUCAUACAUAUGCAUGCAUGUGAAUUGCUUGUGGCAAGGGUGAGUGAGCUCGGCAACUGUCCAAGAUGGCGAGUGAAUAAUUAUUUUUGAAGGCAAUCUGCUUAGUCCAUUACACUAGACGGCGUUGUGUUGCUAAGGUUGCAGGUAAAUUGUAUGAUGAACGGUUCAGGCAGCGAAAGAACAAAGUGGACUAGCAGAAGCAUGAUACUGCAGGUGGUUGACAUCUUGUUUCCUGUGCAAAAGAAGAAAAUUGGCGAAGGAAUGCUCUGUAAUGUGUACGCACGCCCACCAUCUGUUAGCAGGAGAAAUUUUGUAACGACGACGAUCAUAUAUCUAAUUGCUUCUGCGCUUGUCGAAUUCAAUA
Nymphaea colorata (pocket water lily) is the source of this 1907-nucleotide messenger RNA. Its product is annotated as serine/threonine-protein kinase AFC3-like. Gene Ontology annotation, biological process: protein phosphorylation. The transcript has 12 exons. The record is from RefSeq and is a predicted model, not a curated record. The coding region runs from base 147 to 1412 and encodes 421 amino acids. NCBI's taxonomy places the organism in Eukaryota, Viridiplantae, Streptophyta, Magnoliopsida, Nymphaeales, Nymphaeaceae. Gene Ontology annotation, molecular function: ATP binding; protein kinase activity. Gene Ontology annotation, cellular component: nucleus.